Messenger RNA from Lottia gigantea (owl limpet), 2463 nucleotides. RefSeq lists its product as hypothetical. Gene Ontology annotation, cellular component: nucleus. Gene Ontology annotation, molecular function: DNA-binding transcription factor activity, RNA polymerase II-specific; RNA polymerase II cis-regulatory region sequence-specific DNA binding; zinc ion binding. The annotation marks the transcript as partial. Lineage: Eukaryota; Metazoa; Mollusca; Gastropoda; Lottiidae. The transcript has 11 exons. The record is from RefSeq and is a predicted model, not a curated record. Gene Ontology annotation, biological process: regulation of transcription by RNA polymerase II.
AAUGGAGUGCGCUGGCAUCAAUGUAAUUAUUGUUCUAAAGAGUUUAAAAAACCAAGUGAUCUCGUUCGCCAUAUCAGAAUCCAUACACACGAGAAACCUUAUAAAUGUACCCAAUGUUUCCGAAGUUUUGCUGUCAAGAGUACGUUGACAGCCCAUAUUAAAACUCAUACUGGUGUCAAGGAUUAUAGAUGUGAUCAGUGUCGUAAACUGUUCUCAACUCAGGGCAGUCUGAAAGUUCACCUCCGAUUACAUACAGGAGCAAAACCAUUCAGUUGUACCCAUUGUGAUAAGAAAUUCCGAACCUCAGCUCAUCGAAAAUCUCAUAUCCAGUGUCAUGUACGUGGAGAAUAUAUACCAGGAAUGGUGGAUAGGAGACCACGAAGAACUAUUAAACGACCACCUAGAUUAUCUGAUGCUAACUUGCCUGAAAUUCCUCUCCAGGAACCAAUUCUUAUCACUGAUACAGGGUUUAUUCAGCAGCCCCCGCGUAACAAUAUGGUGACCCAGUAUCUAGGAGAGGCGGGGUCAGUAGAUAGACCAUAUAAAUGUAAUUAUUGUCAACGUGGAUUUAAAAAAUCUAGUCAUUUAAAACAACAUGUCAGAUCACAUACAGGAGAAAAACCAUACAGAUGUGGACAGUGUAGUAGAUCAUUUGUAUCUAGUGGAGUUCUCAAGGCUCAUCUACGAACUCAUUCUGGUGUGAAAUCAUAUCGCUGUAUUAUUUGUGAAACCAUGUUUACGACCAACGGCAGUUUAAAACGUCACAUGUCAACUCAUAGUGAAGUACGACCUUUCAUGUGUCCAUAUUGUCAGAAAACAUUUAAAACCAGUGUCAACUGUAAGAAACAUAUGAAAACACACAAACAUGAACUGGCUCUACAAGCCAUGAAUCCAGACCCAAACACUCAACAAGUACAACAAGAUGAUGUCACGCUAGCACCAGACGGCACACAGAUUGACCAAUCACAGGCUUCGACAGAUAUACAGUUACUACAGCAACAGUCAGUAGGUCAUACAACAACGAUCGUGUUUGGUCAACAACAAACAUUUGGUGAGGCCAUGCUGAGUAGUCAACCAACCUAUACCUCCCUCGGAAACCAGUUACAAGUAGACCAACAGUUGGCCACAUCCCUAAACAACUCAAUGAACACACCCCUCACUCACCAACUAGCCAAUCAACAUGAUCUAAACAAUCACAUGGCCAAUAUGACCAAUCAAAAUGAGUUAAACAGUCAUGUGACUAACAUGAACAAUCAACACGAUCUGACUGGUCAAGUGAACAAUUUAACCAAUCAGCAUGAGUAUAAUGGUCAGGUGACGAAUAUGACCAAUCAGAUGACAGAACAGUUAAAUCAAGAAAUGAAUAUUCAUCAAAUACAGGUAAGUAAUCUGGAAGAACAGGAUCAAAACGAGCCACCGCAGCAAAUUCUACAGGAAGUAGAAACAGACGACCAGCCUCAGGAAAUCCCUGAUACCUCUGCUUUACUGGCAGACGACAAAACUAGAUCAUAUCAAUGUGGUUACUGUGAGAAAUCGUUCAAAAAAUCAGGACACCUUAAACAACAUAUCAGAACACAUACAGGAGAGAAGCCUUAUAGAUGUUUACAAUGUGACAGAACAUUUGUAUCUAGUGGGGUACUGAAAGCACAUGCUAAAACUCACACUGGCUCUAAAGAUUACAAAUGUCCAAUAUGUAACGCCUUAUUCUCGACCAAUGGCUCCUUGAGUCGUCACAUGGUCAUACACGACAACCAAUCAUUACAGACAGUAUCCUGUCCGUAUUGUAUGGAAUCUUUCCGUAAUAUAUCUCAGUGUAAGCGUCAUAUGAGAUCUGUACAUAAAGCUCACAAAGACAAACAAAAUGAAAAUGAUGUGCCAGUGGUUGAGUCUCAUUUACCAGCCAUGGACACAGAGACUACAACUAUAAUACAAGUCCAGAACGACCAGACAACAGAACUUAAUAAAGUGACAGUAGAGGAGUUGUCAUUGUCUGAAAAAAUACUGAUGGUCUCAUCCGUGGAGAAAGACAGGAUUAGUGAAGUUAAGAAUGUAGAUAAUUCUGACAUGAACUCAGCAGAUUCUAAACAUGCCUAUAAAUGUACCCAUUGUCCUAAAAGUUUCAAGAAGCCCAGUGAUUUACAGAGACAUGUGAGGACUCAUACUGGAGAGAAACCCUAUACAUGUGAUAUAUGUAAUAGAUCUUUUACUGUUAAAUCAACAUUAGCUAGCCAUGUCAAAACUCAUGGAAAUUGUGAUAAAGUUUUCAAAUGUCAUAUUUGUGACUCUUUAUUCUCCACUAAGGGAAGUUUAAAAGUACACAUGAGACUUCAUACAGGGGCACGACCAUUUAAAUGUCCUCAUUGUGACCAUCGAUUCAGAACUUCGGGACAUCGAAAAAGUCACAUUUUAUCCCAUUUCAAAGAUCCAACCACUCAAACGAAGAAACGAAAGACUUUCACUCGC